Trichoderma virens Gv29-8 is the source of this 648-nucleotide messenger RNA. RefSeq lists its product as uncharacterized. The record is from RefSeq and is a predicted model, not a curated record. The annotation marks the transcript as partial. The transcript has a single exon. NCBI's taxonomy places the organism in Eukaryota, Fungi, Ascomycota, Sordariomycetes, Hypocreales, Hypocreaceae.
AUGGCCGAAGCUUUUGGAAUGGUUUCUGGAUCCAUUCGCGCAGCGACCGCCUUCUCGGCAUGCGUUGAAGUCUUCGACUAUGUCCAGUUGAGCCGUCGUUUUGGAAAGGAUUACCAGACGAGUCAACUCAAACUGACGCUACUGAAGCUCAGAUUGUCUCGCUGGGGCGCUGCCGUCGAUGUCUAUAAUGAUCCCCAGCUUGGGAACCCUUCAGCAACCAAAGACGAUAUCGAGACAGCGAAGGACACCUUGUUCCAGAUCCUCGUGCUCUUCGAAGACAGUAAGACGAUCGCAGAUAGAUACGAAUUAAAGGCUGGGAAGAAUGAAGCAGUUGAGAUCCAAGACCCGGUCACGUAUUCAGCGGCAGAGAUGGCAAUUGCCUCAGUGAACAAUAAGAUGAACGCUCUCGCGGCCAAGCGUAGGAAAGGCGCAAGCGUCUUGAAGCUGGCUACUUGGUCAAUACAUCACAACAAGGCAAUCUCGAGGCUCGUCGAAGACAUAUCUGGGCUUAUUGAAUCUCUUGAACAACUCUUUCCACCUCCGCCUACCACACAGUCUCACCUCGUGCAGCGCGAGGUCUCAGAGGCACAGGGUGAACAAGAAAAAGCAGCUUUGACGACCUCAGCACAAGGCAUUGACCAAGUACUC